AUGGCGAGUUCUUUUGUAUUGCUGUUAUUUUCACUGCUUGCAUGUAAUGGCUACAAAAUUCUUGUAUAUUCACCGAUUAUUUGGUAUUCUCAUACAAAUUUUAUGGGCACUCUUGCGGACAUCUUAACCGAGGCAGGACAUAAUGUGACCGUAUUGAUGCCAUUGAUGGAUCCGGCCCAAAAAGAUAAGACCGGACUGAAAAUCACGAAAAAUAUCAUAAUGGUUCCCACAGAUCCCCGAGUCUUACGAAUGAAAGAGUUUGAGAAGGAUAUUCUGAGCGAUAUUUGGAAUAUGAAACCGAGCAUCUUUGAACUCAAUCGUGCCUGGGCUGCUACGAACAUGCAAGCGAUGUUCCCAUUUCAGUGCGAAAGAGUAAUUAAUGACAAACCACUUAUGGAGCGCUUGGAGAAGGAAAAAUUUGACCUAGGUAUGGCUGAGUUUAUCAGCGCGUGUGGACUAGGAAUUAUUGAAGCGGUGAAAAUUCCAGCGUCUGUAGUAGUAUAUUCUGUAGUUUAUCAUGAUCUUAUAGCACAACUCAUUGGCGAACCUUCCAUUCCAAGCUAUGUGCCUGGUUACAUGUCUGCUUCGAGUGAUCGGAUGAAUCUAUUAGAACGAUUCAAGAAUGCAGUGGAUAUGAUUUUUGGUCAUAAUUUUUUUCUCAAUAUGUAUCGGCGUGAAAUUGAAGUUAUUCGUGCGAGAUUUGGCUCUGAUUUCAAAAACUAUGAGCAACUUGUUGUUGAAUCCUCACUUGUUUUAUCAAACUCCAAUCCAUACCUCGACUUCCCUCGCCCAAUGCUCUACAAAACUGUACCAAUUGGAGGAAUUAGCUUUUCGAAACGUAUCGAAAACAACAAACUUUCGGAGAAAUGGAACACUAUCUUAGACAAACGCAACCGUACCGUUUUGGUGUCUUUUGGAACUGUGAUGAAAGCAAUCUUUAUGCCAGAACAAUACAAGAAGACAUUACUUGAUGUUUUCAAAAGCAUGCCCGAGACAACUUUCAUUAUGAAAUAUGAAGAAGAAGAUUCGAAGAUAGUCAAUCACCUUCCAAAUGUUUAUUUAGCCACAUGGUUGCCUCAAAAGGAACUGCUUGCUGACCCACGGGUCACCGUUUUCGUCACUCACGCAGGACUUGGCAGCACUACCGAAAUAGCAUACACAGGAAAAGCGUCUCUACUUAUUCCAAUUUUUGCUGAUCAACUAAGAAACGCUAAUAUGCUUGCUAGACAUGGUGGAGCAAUAGUGCUGUCUAAAUUCGACCUGGAAAACAAGGAAAAAUUGAAGGACAGUUUACGUAGCCUACUUAACGAUGAACGCUAUUCUCAAAAUGCUAAACGCUUAUCGGAAAUGCUUCGUAACCAACCUAUCAGCCCCAAGGAACUUUUCAUUCGACACAUCGAAUUCGCAGCAAGGUUUGGGCGCUUGCCGAAUCUGAUUUCCUACGGAACACAGCUGUCCUUCCUACAAUACUAUUUUCUGGAUAUAUUCUUAGCGUUCUUUCUGACUAUUAUAGCUGCUAUCUACCUAAUAUUUAAGACUUUCAGUAAAUGUUUUCAAUCGUCACCAAAGAUAAAGAAUGAUUGA
This is a messenger RNA of Necator americanus (New World hookworm), 1584 nucleotides long. RefSeq lists its product as uncharacterized. Bases 1 to 1584 code for a protein of 527 amino acids. The transcript has 13 exons. The record is from RefSeq and is a predicted model, not a curated record. NCBI's taxonomy places the organism in Eukaryota, Metazoa, Nematoda, Chromadorea, Rhabditida, Ancylostomatidae. Gene Ontology annotation, molecular function: UDP-glycosyltransferase activity.